Molecule: messenger RNA, 2070 nt
Organism: Camellia sinensis
Lineage: Eukaryota; Viridiplantae; Streptophyta; Magnoliopsida; Ericales; Theaceae
Product: signal recognition particle subunit SRP54 2
Biological process (GO): SRP-dependent cotranslational protein targeting to membrane, translocation; SRP-dependent cotranslational protein targeting to membrane
Cellular component (GO): cytosol; signal recognition particle, endoplasmic reticulum targeting
Molecular function (GO): endoplasmic reticulum signal sequence receptor activity; GTP binding; ATP hydrolysis activity
Source: RefSeq, a predicted model, not a curated record
UCCCACCCAAACACAGACACAGGAGAGUCGGGAACAAAACAGGUAAUUUUGCCAUCCUCACGUCCCGCUCCCAAUCGAAACCGAAACCCUAACCCUAAGCCUUACCCUCCCAAAAUCACAGAAAUUUGUUCGAUCGAUCGAUCAAUCAAUCAAUCAGUUUUCGAUAGUUUUCAGUUCGAAUUCGCAGAACAGAUCGUUAUUCCUCAAACAAUCGAUCAAAAUGGUGUUAGCACAGUUAGGUGGAAGCAUAUCGCGUGCUCUCCAGCAGAUGAGCAAUGCGACAAUAAUUGACGAGAAAGUUCUCAACGAGUGCCUCAAUGAGAUCACUCGAGCUCUUCUUCAGUCCGAUGUCCAGUUUAAGCUCGUUCGCGAUAUGCAGACCAAUAUUAAGAAGAUCGUCAAUCUCGAUGACCUCGCUGCUGGCCAUAACAAGCGUAAGAUCAUUCAACAGGCUAUUUUUAACGAGCUUUGCAAAAUGUUGGAUCCUGGGAAGCCGUCUUUCACUCCAAAGAAAGGGAAAACAAGUGUAGUCAUGUUUGUCGGUUUGCAAGGGUCUGGGAAAACCACAACAUGUACGAAAUAUGCAUAUUACCACCAGAAGAAGGGUUGGAAACCAGCUCUGGUGUGUGCAGAUACUUUCCGAGCUGGUGCUUUUGAUCAGUUGAAGCAGAAUGCCACUAAAGCUAAAAUUCCUUUUUAUGGAAGCUAUAUGGAGUCAGAUCCUGUUAAAAUUGCAGUUGAAGGCGUAGAAAGAUUCAAGCAGGAAAAUUGUGACCUUAUAAUUGUUGACACCAGUGGACGCCAUAAACAGGAAGUUGCUCUCUUUGAAGAAAUGCGUCAAGUUUCUGAAGCAACGAAACCGGAUCUUGUUAUAUUUGUUAUGGAUAGUAGUAUUGGUCAAGCAGCAUUUGAUCAGGCUCAAGCAUUCAAGCAAAGUGUUGCAGUUGGAGCUGUGAUUGUUACCAAGAUGGAUGGUCAUGCAAAGGGUGGUGGUGCUCUUAGUGCAGUUGCUGCAACAAAAAGCCCUGUAAUAUUUAUUGGAACUGGAGAGCAUAUGGAUGAGUUUGAGGUUUUUGAUGUUAAACCAUUUGUCAGUCGUCUUUUAGGCAUGGGUGACUGGUCUGGAUUCAUGGACAAAAUUCAUGAAGUGGUACCUAUGGAUCAACAGCCUGAGCUCCUACAAAAGCUUUCUGAAGGAAAUUUCACCUUGAGGAUUAUGUAUGAGCAAUUUCAAAACAUACUCAAAAUGGGUCCUAUUGGCCAGGUAUUUUCAAUGCUUCCAGGAUUUAGUGCAGAGUUAAUGCCAAAAGGUCGUGAAAAGGAAAGCCAGGCAAAGAUCAAACGUUACAUGACAAUGAUGGAUUCAAUGACUAACGAAGAGUUGGAUAGUUCGAACCCAAAGCUCAUGAACGAAUCAAGGAUCAUGAGGAUAGCAAGGGGAUCGGGUCGACACGUUCGGGAAGUGAUGGAAAUGUUCGAAGAGUACAAGCGACUCGCCAAGAUUUGGAGCAAGAUGAAGGGGCUGAAGAUUCCUAAGAAGGGAGAUAUGAGUGCUUUAUCACGCAACAUGAACGCACAACAUAUGAGCAAAGUCCUUCCCCCACAGAUGCUGAAGCAGAUCGGUGGCAUGGGCGGGUUACAAAACUUGAUGAAACAAAUGGGUUCGGGUUCUGCUAAAGACAUGAUGGGGAUGUUCGGAGGUGGUGGUGGUGGGGAUUAGUGUAUCAGAAAACUACUGCAGCGGCAAGUUCGAUAGAUUGUCAAGUACAACUGUUGUAUGCAUUGGUUGGCAGGAAAAUAGAACCUGCAUGCCUUCAAACUCGAACAAAUAGAGCCCUCUGUUUUGCUAAAGAAUUUUUUUUUUCUUUUUUCGUUUGUAGACAGAGGCAGAGCCAAUGUAGGACCAGGGAGUCACGUGCCUCCCUGGGUUUUUCAUAUUUAUACCAUUUCCCUUAUAUAUGAAGUUUAUGUCUAAUUUGUCCUUCAUAAAAUAAUAAUAGUGUCCCCUCUUUAAACCAUGUAAAAAAAAUUGUAUUUAAAUUUUUUUAAAAGUGCUCUAUUUUUUUUUUU